CCUUUAGCGCACACGGUAGGCAGAGCCAGGAAGUGAAUGGGAUGCUAAAAGAAAACACAACAAAUGCUAAGGUUAAAAAAAAGUGUCUGAACUUUUUUUUUUUUGAAAAUGGAAGCUACGACUUUUACUCCAACAAGCAACGGAUCACGCUGCGUAUUCUUUAACACACAGUCCGAGGACUACCGAUGCGUGGUGAUUUUAUCAAUAAUGCGAGCCACUGGAACCUUCUCCUUAGUUGGAUGUGUUUUUAUGCUGUUUGUGAUCUGGCUGCUGCGGCGGUAUCAGUCUCUGGCUCAGAAGAUGAUUCUUUGCUUGACUGUAGCAGCCUUCUUCGACAGUGUAGCAUAUGUUAUGGGUGAGACACAUCCGGAGGGAUCUCUUUGUGACUUCCAAGCCUGGUGGCUGACAUACUUUGACUGGAGUGCCUUGGCCUGGGUCUGCCUCAUCACGCUGAACCUGUACCUUAACCUGGUCAGAGAAAUGAGCACCAACAGAUAUGAAAUGUUUUACCAUCUGUUGGCGUGGGGGACGCCUCUGGUCAUGGCCUCCUUGCCGCUGCUGAAGGGUUACUACGGUCCCGCAGGAGCCUGGUGCUGGAUCACAGACGAUCACGUAGCCUGGAGAUUUGGGAUAUGGUACGUGCCUCUUUUCAGCCUCAUUUUCCUGAUGAUCUGCUGCUAUGCCAGGAUCAUCUGUGUGGCCAAUAAGAGAAUGCAGUCCUGGCUGGGAACCUUCAACCCAGAGAGGGAGAGAAGAAAGGUUUCCCUGGCUGAGGAGAUCAAGCCGCUCAAGUGGUAUCCCUCCGUCUACCUGCUGGUGUCCAUCUUCCCCCUCAUCAACAGACUCCACAAUGCCUUCUACCCGCAGGACCCUUCCUUCUCCCUCACCCUUCUGCACGUCCUGUCAGCACCCCUCCAUGGCCUGGCCAAUGCUUUUGUAUUUGGCCUGGACAGAGACUGGUGGAACCUCCUGAGCCCAACCGGCAUGCAGCUGGCUCUACAGUCACGGCUCUGUGACCGCACUCAAAUUGGCGAGUACUACCUUGGGGCAGUGCGCUACACACAAGCUGACCUGGAAGACCCUAGCGAUGACGACGACACCAACGUGCUCUUCUACUCUCCCGACAUGACCCUGAAAGGGCGAGGUUCCUGACAGAGAGCAGGAGACAGAGAGGGAGACAAAAGAGCUGCAGGAAGGAGGCACAAAGGAGGGUCGCAGGCAGAGAGAAGCACAGAGGAUUAGAAACCGAGAAGAGGGAAAGAAACAAAAUGUAGGGAGGGAAUGGUAGGGAAGAUUGCGGGGACAGUCAGGCAGAUAGAAGCCGGAGAUGAGCUGUCAGGUUCCAUUAUUAAUCCCCAUCCUUUACUAUUUAAUAUCCUUAAGACACACACCACACAUACUGAGCAGAGCUCCAGCUCAACAGAGCUUAGAGGGUUCUCCCCAUGCUGAGGGAGGGCGUCUACCGCAUCCCAACAAUUUCCAAAUUAUUUACCAUUUUCUGCACCAUUUUGUCACCUGUUCUUCAUUAUUUUUGCACACUAGUGGAGGGGGAAAAAAAGUAUUAAUAAGCGGCCACGGAGGGCGAUGAUUGCAAAGUGUUUCUGAAGAACUUGCAGCUAGUCACCUUUUCACUUCUCUGCAGGAGAUGAGUGGAAAAAAAGCAGCCCUUUAAAGUCAUGUGUGUGUCAGCAUCUAGAUCUGCUGUUAGAUUGAUCCUAGCAAUGCAUAAUUUUCCUCCCAACAGGGGGGAAGCGGGGCAAAAGAAAAAAACUUUAACUCCUAAGAUGGGUAGAGAAGACCCAUCUUUCUGAGUCAGUCAGAACGUUUCCAUUCGCUCAACAUUCUGUCCGCUGGCUGCUCCAGAAUGAAUGCAAGCAGGAGAUUUAUCGAUUAGAGUUUAACCAGGAAUAGUUCAGCCUUAGCCAGACUAACGUGUUUACAUGAACUUUAGGAGUCUGCUUUGACUCUGAGUGACACUGUGUUUGGGUUCUGAUGUCACGCAUUGUCCUCUCUGUUCAUUUGAAGGUUGUUUUGUAUUUUUUAUGAACACGUAUUUGUCAUGCUGUAUUUAUAUCAGAUCAAUGAACUGUUUUUGCUUAUGUUUUAUACAUGUAUUUUUGUACUUGCCUUAAAAGGAAAUGGGGGGGAAAAAAGUUUGGCCUCUUUUUGUCAGAGCUUUACAAUCAAAUGUUUUAAUAUUUAAUUGAAUAAAAAAUAUUCAUGUGGACACAAA
Molecule: messenger RNA, 2233 nt
Organism: Oryzias latipes (Japanese medaka)
Lineage: Eukaryota; Metazoa; Chordata; Actinopteri; Beloniformes; Adrianichthyidae
Product: cyclic AMP receptor 1
Biological process (GO): adenylate cyclase-activating G protein-coupled receptor signaling pathway; cell surface receptor signaling pathway
Cellular component (GO): plasma membrane
Molecular function (GO): G protein-coupled receptor activity; cAMP binding
Source: RefSeq, a predicted model, not a curated record